UCCAACACUUCUCUCAAAAGCAGGCCCGGCGUUUUUGCUGUCCGAAUUUCGUGCUUUGCCUAGCAACUUAUUUUAGCUCCAUAAACAACUUAAGUACAAAAUGACCGAGACCGAGAAAAUCGAGGUACGCGACGUGACGCGCAUCGAGCGCAUUGGCGCCCACUCGCACAUUCGCGGAUUGGGACUGGACGACGUUCUGGAGGCGCGUCUGGUCUCCCAGGGAAUGGUGGGUCAGAAGGAUGCCCGCAGAGCCGCCGGAGUGGUGGUGCAGAUGGUGCGCGACGGCAAGAUUGCCGGCAGAUGCAUCCUUCUAGCCGGAGAACCAAGUACCGGCAAAACGGCCAUCGCCGUGGGAAUGGCCCAAGCUCUGGGCACAGAAACCCCAUUUACCAGUAUGUCUGGAUCGGAGAUCUACUCCCUCGAGAUGAGCAAAACCGAGGCUCUGUCACAGGCUCUGCGCAAGAGCAUUGGCGUUCGCAUCAAGGAGGAAACCGAGAUCAUCGAGGGCGAGGUGGUGGAGAUCCAAAUCGAACGCCCAGCCACGGGAACUGGACAGAAGGUGGGCAAGGUCACCCUGAAGACCACCGAGAUGGAAACCAAUUACGAUCUGGGCAACAAGAUCAUCGAGUGCUUCAUGAAGGAGAAAAUCCAGGCGGGCGAUGUGAUCACCAUCGACAAGGCUUCCGGAAAGGUGAACAAAUUGGGACGCAGCUUCACCAGAGCCAGGGAUUAUGAUGCCACUGGUGCCCAGACCAGAUUCGUCCAGUGCCCCGAGGGGGAGCUGCAGAAGCGCAAGGAAGUGGUGCACACUGUCACGCUGCACGAGAUCGAUGUGAUCAAUAGUCGCACCCAUGGAUUCCUAGCUCUGUUCUCCGGCGACACUGGUGAAAUCAAGCAGGAGGUACGCGAUCAAAUCAACAACAAAGUUCUCGAAUGGCGUGAGGAGGGCAAGGCCGAGAUAAAUCCGGGAGUGCUCUUCAUAGACGAGGUCCACAUGCUGGAUAUUGAGUGCUUCUCCUUCCUGAAUCGCGCCUUGGAAUCGGACAUGGCUCCGGUGGUGGUGAUGGCCACCAAUCGCGGCAUCACUCGCAUCAGGGGCACCAACUACCGCAGUCCCCACGGCAUUCCCAUUGAUCUGCUCGAUCGCAUGAUCAUCAUACGCACAGUGGCGUAUCUUGAGAAGGAGGUCAAGGAGAUCCUGAAGAUCCGCUGCGAGGAGGAAGACUGCAUCAUGCACCCGGAUGCUCUGACCAUUCUGACGCGCAUCGCCACGGACACGAGCCUCCGCUAUGCCAUUCAAUUGAUUACCACGGCCAAUUUGGUUUGCCGUCGUCGCAAAGCCACCGAAGUCAAUACCGAGGAUGUGAAGAAGGUCUACACGCUGUUCCUGGACGAGAAUCGUUCCAGCAAGAUUCUGAAGGAGUACCAGGACGACUACAUGUUCAGCGAGAUCACCGAGGAGCUGGAGCAGGAUCCUGUUUCUGGUGGCGGUGCCAAGCGUCGUGUGGAGGCCGGCGGCGGAGAUGCCCAGCCCAUGGAGCACUAGAGCCUGCAGAUUAGUUUUCCAGCAACCUCCCAGUACAUUCUCAUGACUAUUUUAUCAUCAAUAAAUAAGUUUCCUUGUAUCUACGAUUAAUUUAGAUGCCUUUGAUUGCGGUGUUUCACCAGGAUUGUGAAUAAUAAAACAUUAGCAUACAAGUUUCUUAAAA
Molecule: messenger RNA, 1709 nt
Organism: Drosophila rhopaloa
Lineage: Eukaryota; Metazoa; Arthropoda; Insecta; Diptera; Drosophilidae
Gene: rept
Product: ruvB-like helicase 2
Exons: 2
Coding region: 101-1546 (481 amino acids)
Biological process (GO): box C/D snoRNP assembly; chromatin remodeling; regulation of transcription by RNA polymerase II
Cellular component (GO): Ino80 complex; NuA4 histone acetyltransferase complex; R2TP complex
Molecular function (GO): DNA helicase activity; ATP binding; ATP hydrolysis activity
Source: RefSeq, a predicted model, not a curated record